Messenger RNA from Gekko japonicus, 672 nucleotides. Its product is annotated as adenosine deaminase-like protein. Gene Ontology annotation, molecular function: adenosine deaminase activity. The record is from RefSeq and is a predicted model, not a curated record. Lineage: Eukaryota; Metazoa; Chordata; Lepidosauria; Squamata; Gekkonidae. Bases 4 to 306 code for a protein of 100 amino acids. Gene Ontology annotation, biological process: adenosine catabolic process; inosine biosynthetic process. The transcript is spliced from 2 exons.
UGCAUGACCUCCAACCUCAAAGGGCAGACCGUGCCCUCGCGUGAGUGCCACCAUUUUGGAUUCUGGUACAAGACGGGUCAUCCGGUGGUGCUUUGCACUGACGAUAAAGGUGUUUUCGCGACGGACCUCUCUCAGGAGUACCAGCUGGUCGCUGAUACGUUUCAGCUGUCCAAAGCGCAGAUGUGGGACCUCUCCUACGACGCCAUCGACUACAUUUUUGCUGGCGCCCACACCAAGGCAGAGCUGAAGGAAAAGUGGAACAAACUGAAACCGUCUCUGCUUAGUCAGAACGUCGAGGACCGGUGAACCCAUGGCGUGUUCUGUGUAGACGGCACUUUUAGACCUAGUUGGUACAUUCUGUGGAAUUACUCUGUGAAGAUGGGCUGCUUCACACCAUACCAUAUCAGCCUGCACUGGCGUGGUGAAUUGUUAGGAUAUUAUUUUUUCUUCCAUUUCUCUCACAAAACCCCCGCAUGCAGAAAGCCAGCACGUCAGGGAGAAGGCGGGGUGGCGCCCUUUUCCUUGACAUGCUAGGUUUCUGUUGCAGGGAGUUAAAAAUAUAGGUGAGCUGCUGUCCAAAAUAGGUAUAGUCCAGGAAAUUUUUUUUGUGUUUUAAUAUUGUUGAAGAGAUAAACUGAUCCUAAAAUUAGUCUUGCUCUGGUCUGUCAUGGA